GCCCCCUCUCCCCGCACAGUCAGCUGAUUACAGGUCAUGUGAUUCUGUGAAGUUCCCUUCUCUCACACACUCUGGUGACAUGGCUGCAGGAGAGGGACCGUCGUUUUGGCUCGGGAACGAAACGCUGAAAGUUCCAGCCGCCCUGUUUGCCCUGAACAGGAAACGCCUCUGUGAUAGGCUGCGGAACAACCGAGAUGUUCCCAAGUCGUCCAUUGUGCUGCUGCAUGGAGGAGAGGAGACCAACAGAUACUGCACGGACACCGGCGUCCUCUUCCGACAGGAAUCCUUCUUUCACUGGACGUUCGGGGUGACCGAGUCGGGCUGCUACGGAGCCAUCGAUGUCGAUACAGGAAAAUCUAUCCUCUUUGUGCCGAAACUUCCGGAGAGCUACGCUGUGUGGAUGGGGAAAAUUCACCCCCCAGAGCACUAUAAGCAGAAGUAUGCCAUCGAGGACGUCCGCUACACGUCUGAUAUUGCCGUUGUCUUGAGCACCAAGACCCCGUCCGUCCUUCUCACCCUGCGCGGGGUUAAUACUGACAGCGGAAGUGUCUGCAAAGAGGCCUCGUUCGAAGGAAUUAGCCAAUUCAGCGUGAACAACGCCUUGCUGCACCCGGAGAUCGUGGAAUGUCGCGUGUUUAAGACGGACAUGGAGUUGGAGGUGCUGCGCUACACGAAUAGGGUCUCCAGCGAAGCGCACAAAGAGGUCAUGAAAGCCACAAGAGUCGGGAUGAAGGAGUACGAGCUGGAGAGUGUGUUUUUGCACUAUUGCUACACACGUGGAGGAAUGAGACACACAUCGUACACCUGUAUCUGCGGCAGCGGCGAUAACUCCUCAGUUCUCCACUACGGACAUGCCGGAGCCCCCAAUGACAAGACCCUGCAAGAUGGCGACAUGUGCCUGUUUGACCUGGGAGGAGAAUAUUACUGCUACAGCUCGGACAUUACCUGCUCCUUUCCCGCCAACGGCAAGUUCACUCCAAACCAGAGAGCCAUCUAUGAGGCUGUGCUGAGGUCCUCCCGCGCCAUUAUGAACGCCGUGAAGCCAGGGGUGGCGUGGCCGGAUAUGCACCGACUGGCGGACCGCAUCCAUCUGGAGGAACUGACCAGGAUUGGCAUCUUGAAGGGCGAUGUGGAGGACAUGAUGAAGGCUCACAUGGGCGCGGUCUUCAUGCCGCACGGACUGGGUCAUUUCCUUGGGAUUGAUGUCCAUGACGUUGGAGGCUACCCAGAGGGCGUUGACCGCAUUGACUUGCCAGGACUGAAGAGCCUUCGCACGGCCCGGACUCUGCAAGAACGCAUGGUCCUCACCAUUGAGCCAGGGAUCUACUUCAUCGACCACGUUCUAGAUCAGGCGCUGGCCAAUCCCGCCCAGUCGUGCUUCAUCAAUAAUGACGUUCUCCAACGCUUCAGGGGCUUUGGUGGGGUGCGCAUAGAAGAUGAUAUCGCAGUCACCGCGAAGGGCAUGGAGUUGCUCACCUGCGUUCCGCGUACCGUGGAGGAGAUCGAAGCUUUCAUGGCUGACACCAAAGGCGGGGGCAAGACACUUACCAAGGUGGUUCUCAGCCAGCAGCUGUGAGCGCUCUUACGUGGACCCCGCGCAGCCAGCGUACUUCCUGUGCCUUAUAUUGAUCAACCUUAAUCGUUUUCUAUUAAACAAAUCACAAAGAGCAACAGAGCGAUUCAGAUCCUGCUUCCAAUCAUUCUGUUUCUUGUAGAGAUUGAACAGUCAAUAAAACUAAAUACAAGUCCAGCGCUGUUCACUAAGUGGAUGCAGUUUCGUUGGCGGAACAUCUUGGCAAAUCAACUGUGUUAUUGCUUUUCAGAUGCUUUAACAUAUCAGUUACCAAAUAAAUGCAUUUAAACAAUACAAGGAA
Messenger RNA from Pseudophryne corroboree (corroboree frog), 1874 nucleotides. It is a transcript of the gene PEPD, whose product is annotated as peptidase D. Lineage: Eukaryota; Metazoa; Chordata; Amphibia; Anura; Myobatrachidae. Bases 80 to 1576 code for a protein of 498 amino acids. The transcript is spliced from 15 exons. Gene Ontology annotation, molecular function: metalloaminopeptidase activity; manganese ion binding. The record is from RefSeq and is a predicted model, not a curated record.